AAGUUUUCACCAAUCCAAUGUGUCGACGUCAAGGUUGCUUAUAACUAGCGUUUGAGCUUCAGACCAGCAUGGGCGUCCUAGUACUUCCUGUCUGAAAAACCCGAAAGAAAGAUCAGAGAAAGAAGCUAGCGAUGGCCUGGAUCAGACCUCAUUCCCUGAUCCUGGCUCUUUUGCUGGCGAACGUCAUUUGCUUCCAGGGAAAAGCCGACGACGACGGCGAGGAUUCUCUCAGGCUCGGAGCUUCGUUCAUCUUUGGCGACUCGUUAGUCGAUGCCGGAAACAACAAUUAUCUGCCGACUCUGUCUCGUGCGAAUAUACGUCCGAACGGGAUCGAUUUCACGGCUUCGGGAGGGUUGCCGACCGGGAGGUACACUAAUGGGAAGACAAUUGGAGACAUCGUGGGAGAACUACUGGGACAAGCACAUUAUGCGGUACCCUUUUUGGCUCCGAACACGACUGGGAAAGCAAUACUGACCGGAGUGAAUUACGCAUCCGGCGGAGGAGGCAUUCUGAAUGCAACCGGAAGAAUUUUCGUCAAUAGGCUGAGCAUGGACAUCCAAGUGGACUACUUCAACAUCACAAGACAACAGAUUGAUAAGCUGCUAGGCCCAUCAAAGGCCAAGGAGUUCAUAACGAGGAAAUCCAUCUUCUCCGUCACGAUCGGAGCAAACGAUUUCCUCAACAAUUACAUGCUUCCGGUUCUCUCCAUCGGUGCCCGGAUCUCCGAGACCCCCGACGCCUUCAUAGAUGACAUGAUCAACCACUUGCAAGACCAGCUUACGAGGCUUUAUAAGCUGGACGCUAGGAAGUUUGUGCUCGCGAACGUCGGCCCGAUCGGGUGCAUUCCGUACCAGAAGACGAUAAAUCGGCUGAACCCCGAUGAAUGCGUCGACUUGCCAAACAAACUCGCGAAGCAGUACAACGGAAGGUUGACGGAUUUGCUGGCCGAGCUCACCAACAAACUCCCAGGAUCCACUUUUGUCCAUGCCAAUGUCUACGACAUGGUCAUGGAAGUCAUCACCAACUAUGACAAAUACGGAUUUACGACAGCGAACAAGGCAUGUUGCGGAAACGGAGGCCAAUUUGCCGGCAUAAUACCGUGCGGUCCGACCUCUAGCAUGUGCUCAGAUCGGUCGAAGCACGUGUUUUGGGACCCGUACCACCCUAGCGAGGCCGCGAACAUCUUACUUGCCAAGCAGGUGGUCGACGGCGACGGCCGUUACGUCGAUCCCAUGAAUCUCGGAAAACUCCGAGAUGUUUGAUCCUAAUUGUCGGCAAUUCGAUCUGCCGCCGACCGUCGCUCGUGCAUUUACACGGACGGCAUUGCUUCUUUGUCGCCCCGUUUGGAAGUUUCAACAUAGAUAAAGGACAUCUAGUUUUGUUUCUAUCUUUACAUCUGUGGUUCGAUGCUCAUGUUGUGUAUUUUCCAAUUAGCUACGUAGACAUGUUGCCUCGUGCGAAUCUUGAAUUGGUCGAAACAAAU
This is a messenger RNA of Rhodamnia argentea, 1483 nucleotides long. RefSeq names its product GDSL esterase/lipase At2g23540-like. NCBI's taxonomy places the organism in Eukaryota, Viridiplantae, Streptophyta, Magnoliopsida, Myrtales, Myrtaceae. The record is from RefSeq and is a predicted model, not a curated record. The transcript has 5 exons. Gene Ontology annotation, molecular function: hydrolase activity, acting on ester bonds. Bases 132 to 1262 code for a protein of 376 amino acids.